AUGGAGGCUUCUUGUGAUGAUGAGCUACCAUUGAAUCACAUAGGAGAUGAGGAAGAUUUUAGAAGUUGUUGUGGUGAUGAAGAAGUUUGGUUUAAGGAGAUUGAUGAUUUUACAGCUAAAGUUGCAGUUUUAGAGGAGUUGAAAAAAGAUGAAGUUGUUGAUGAUGAAUUCUCUGUUAAGAUGUUUUUUAAAGGAGUUGCGAUAUCCGAAAGAGGAGAUUCGGGUUCUGGUUUUUCGGGGAUUGGUGUUGUUUUGGAGAGAUCAGGAGAUUUUGAGUUGAUUCAAGUUCAGAAGAAGUUGGAAUUUCAUGUUGAAGAAUCUGUAGCUAACUAUUUAGCUUUGUUGGAUGGUCUUGAAGUAGUUUUACAGAACAAUCUCCGUUCUGUUGUUGCUUUAACCGACUCCGAAUCGCUCUGUUUAUUCUCAUGUUUUUUAGAUGAAUUGGUUUUGCAGAUAACUCGAGAGGAGAAGCUCGAGACUCCGCUUUUGGUAGCUUUGAGAGAAAGGGUGUUGGAGAAAACUAGUAAUCUUGAUGGGUUUGUUCUAAAGCUUGCUCCUUUCUGUCAUCUUGAUCAAGCUCUAAGCUUAGCUCGAGUAGCGGUAGGAAUCGUGUCUUUUAAUCACGACGUGGAUACAUUAGCUGAGAACUGCUCGAUCUGCUGUGAAGACCGUCAAUCCGAGAUGAUGCUAACAUUGAAAUGCACUCACAAAUUCUGUUCGCAUUGCAUGAAAACAUAUGCCGAAGGGAAAGUACAGUCUUCAGAAGUUCCCAUCAGGUGUCCUCAAGUGCAAUGCAAGCAUUAUCUCUCAGUCACGGAAUGCAAAUCGUUUCUUCCCGUCGCUUCUUUCAAAUCAUUAGAGGAAGCAAAUGUACGUAGUAAGAACAAUGGCAAGAUUUACUGCCCAUAUCCCAAUUGCUCUUUUCUCUUAGACCCGCGUGAAUUUCUAUCAUCGGGAAGGGCAAACACGAGCGCAAGCUCAUCUAGUCAGUCAGAGAAUAGCUGUUGUGUGGAGUGUCCAGUCUGUGAGAGGUUUGUGUGUGUCGACUGUGGUGUUCCUUGGCAUGCUUCUAUGAGCUGUGAAGAGUUUCAGAUUCUCCCUGUUGACGAAAGACAUCCAGAUGAUAUUACAUUACAUCGCUUGGCGAGGUAUAAGAGGUGGAGACGGUGUCAGCAAUGCCGUAUAAUGAUCGAGCUUGCUCAAGGCUGCAACCACAUGACUUGCCGGUGCGGGCACGAGUUUUGCUACUGUUGUGGAGCAGAGUACAGAGAAGGUCAGCAGACUUGCACUUGCGCUUUUUGGGACGAUGACGAAGAAGAUGAAGAAAUCUCAGAGUCGGGAAACACAAUCCAAGAGCUUGAGCAAUGGCCUUGGGACACAUUUAGCUCAAUUCCAACGGUAAUGGACGCUUACUCGGAGCAAGAAAGAUCUCAGCUUGCUCUGAUCCAACGGUUCUUAGCGGGUGGAGGGUUUAGUCUGAGUGAUCACCAUACUUCUUAUCAGUCGCCGCCUCCUCCUCCAUGUACAGAGUCAUCGUAUGUUGAAGCCGCAAUGAAAGAUCUUCAUCAGCUUCCUUGGCUUGAGAGGUUUGUAUCUGUUAUAAGUGAUGAUUACUAUGAAGAGUAUCAUAGCCAGUGA
Molecule: messenger RNA, 1638 nt
Organism: Arabis nemorensis
Lineage: Eukaryota; Viridiplantae; Streptophyta; Magnoliopsida; Brassicales; Brassicaceae
Source: the annotation of a GenBank genome assembly